Pseudogymnoascus destructans is the source of this 553-nucleotide messenger RNA. RefSeq lists its product as uncharacterized. The record is from RefSeq and is a predicted model, not a curated record. Bases 1 to 372 code for a protein of 123 amino acids. The transcript has a single exon. Lineage: Eukaryota; Fungi; Ascomycota; Leotiomycetes; Thelebolales; Thelebolaceae.
AUGGCUGGAUCGCCGCACAUAUCGGUGAUAAUCGAUGACAUACUAGAGGGAGUGCGCGAGAAGGCGGACAAAUAUGAAAUUGCAAUCGCAGACUUGACACUCGACAUGAUCGGUGAUGUCUGUGAUCUGACGGGCCCAAGAAGAAUGACACGCAGUAUUAUGAAGAGCUUGAGAUUAACUCUCGAUGAGACUGUGGAUGAGAGGAAUAUUUCCAACCUCUACGAACCGAAGCUGAUCGGUGACGUCUUGGUAUUACCUGGAUUUUCGUUUGCGGCGUCGACAAAUCACUACAAAGAGGAACAGGAGCCGGCGUUGCUCACGCAUCAUUAUGCUAGCAGUUGGAGGAAUAAGCACGGCGUAGAACUGGUCUGAUCCGGUAUUUUACGAUGUCCGAAGUCUUUUCAGUGAAUAUGAAGACAGGCGCAGAGUCCUGGGAGAAAAGCAGGGCUGGGACCAGCUUAUGGAUAGAGGAGGGGCGCAGAGUCCGGGACCGAUGGGAGUGUAUGGUCAGCGAAGACAUCGGAUGCAUUGUUCGUUGGUACCCGAGAAGCAG